Molecule: messenger RNA, 2157 nt
Organism: Drosophila takahashii
Lineage: Eukaryota; Metazoa; Arthropoda; Insecta; Diptera; Drosophilidae
Gene: Akt
Product: Akt kinase
Biological process (GO): protein phosphorylation
Cellular component (GO): cytoplasm; nucleus
Molecular function (GO): protein serine/threonine kinase activity; ATP binding
Source: RefSeq, a predicted model, not a curated record
AACAGCCUCAACACGAAUUACCUACCGUUUGCCCUGCAGCGGCGAUCGACUGUGGUUGCCAGCGCCCCAGCGCCAGGAUCUCUCUCCAGGAUCCCGGAUUCGCCCAGCACCACCAGCAGCAGCAGCAGCAUUAGCAUAAACCACAGCCAAUCGAGCCAGCCAAACAACAGCGUCGGUUCCGAUAGCCACAGCUGGAGGCAGCCAUCCUGGCUGGACAGGAGCCCUUCGGCCACCACAGACGGAUCGGGAACUAUGUCCAUGAGCACCACCUACGACAUGAACAGCAUGAUUAGCUUGGACCACCAGCUGACGGACAAGGCGCAGCUGGUCAAGGAGGGUUGGCUGAUGAAGCGGGGCGAGCACAUCAAGACCUGGCGCCAGCGCUACUUUGUGCUCUUCUCCGACGGACGAUUGAUGGGUUACCGCAGCAAGCCGGCCGAUAGUGCCAGCACGGCCUCGGAUUCGCUGCUCAACAACUUCACGGUGCGCGGCUGCCAAAUUAUGACCGUGGAUCGUCCCAAACCAUUCACCUUUAUCAUCCGCGGCCUGCAAUGGACCACGGUCAUCGAGAGGACAUUCGCCGUGGACUCGGAAAUGGAACGCCAGCAGUGGACAGAGGCCAUUCGCAAUGUCUCCAGCCGGCUGAAUGAUGUGGGCGAGGUGGCCAUGUCGCCUUCGGUUCAGACAGACAUGACCGACGUGGACAUGGCCGGCAUUGCCGAGGUGGAGCUGUCCGAGCAGUUCUCCGUGCAGGGCACCACCUGCAACAGCAGCGGAGUUAAGAAAGUGACUUUGGAGAAUUUUGAGUUCCUAAAGGUGCUCGGCAAGGGCACCUUCGGUAAGGUUAUCCUGUGCCGCGAGAAGGCCACCGCCAAGCUGUACGCAAUUAAAAUUCUCAAAAAGGAGGUCAUCAUCCAGAAGGACGAGGUGGCUCACACUUUGACCGAGAGUCGUGUGCUCAAGUCCACAAAUCAUCCGUUCCUCAUUUCACUCAAAUAUUCGUUUCAAACCAACGAUCGCCUGUGUUUCGUGAUGCAGUACGUGAACGGCGGCGAGCUCUUCUGGCAUUUAAGCCACGAACGCAUCUUCACCGAGGAUCGUACCCGCUUUUAUGGGGCUGAAAUUAUCUCCGCCCUCGGCUACCUGCAUUCGCAGGGCAUCAUUUACCGCGACUUGAAGCUGGAGAAUCUUUUGCUGGACAAAGAUGGCCACAUCAAGGUCGCCGACUUUGGUCUGUGCAAGGAGGACAUCACCUACGGCCGCACAACGAAAACCUUCUGCGGCACACCGGAAUAUUUAGCUCCGGAAGUAUUAGACGACAAUGACUAUGGCCAGGCGGUGGACUGGUGGGGCACCGGCGUGGUUAUGUACGAGAUGAUCUGUGGUCGUCUUCCGUUCUACAAUCGUGAUCAUGAUGUGCUCUUUACAUUGAUUUUGGUGGAGGAGGUGAAAUUCCCACGCAAUAUCACAGACGAGGCGAAAAAUCUUCUGGCAGGCCUGCUGGCCAAGGAUCCCAAGAAGCGUUUGGGCGGCGGCAAGGAUGAUGUCAAGGAGAUUCAAGCACAUCCCUUCUUUGCGAGUAUUAACUGGUCAGAUCUGGUGCUGAAAAAGAUACCGCCGCCUUUCAAGCCUCAGGUCACGUCCGAUACGGAUACAAGGUACUUCGACAAGGAGUUUACGGGAGAGAGUGUGGAGCUGACGCCGCCGGAUCCCACCGGACCGCUAGGCUCCAUAGCCGAAGAGCCGCUUUUCCCGCAGUUCAGCUACCAAGGAGACAUGGCCUCCACGUUGGGCACCUCGUCGCACAUUAGUACUUCCACCAGUCUCGCAUCGAUGCAAUAGAACACGUUUACAAACUUUUACAAGCACACAUCAUGUUCUGCUUCAUCACCUAUUACUAUACUAUACCUAUACCAUAUAGAAAUGGGCAAAAGAAAACAAAAAGCAAGAAUAUAUUAAAUAAUAAUUAUACCAUGAUAACGAAGGCAAGCAAAGGGUUUUCUUGCUAGUUUAUAUACACCAAUAAUAAGAGAAUUGAAUUGAUAGUAACUUAUUUUUUUAUAACGAGAACGAGGGAACGAAACGCCGGCAGCGGAAGCCGAGGAAAAUAAUAUUUACUACAUAUGAUUAUACACAUAAAUAUAACACAAUAUAACA